This is a messenger RNA of Cokeromyces recurvatus, 838 nucleotides long. RefSeq lists its product as uncharacterized. The transcript has 5 exons. Lineage: Eukaryota; Fungi; Mucoromycota; Mucoromycetes; Mucorales; Mucoraceae. The coding region runs from base 108 to 584 and encodes 158 amino acids. The record is from RefSeq and is a predicted model, not a curated record.
GUCACUAGGGUCUACAUAGAAAUAAUAAAAGAGAGGGAAAAAAAAGUUCAUGUUUUCUAUUUAUUUCCUUUCUUUCUUUCUUUUUAUCAUUAUUUGUAUAAAAAAAAAUGCCAGCAAUUACAGGUAGAAUUAUGUUGUCUCUCUUAUUACGUAGACCGUAUAACUGCAAUAAACCAAUUACUUCAAAGAUAUUUGCUAGUCAGUAUAAAAGUUUAGCUUAUUAUACAACCCUAUCUUUACCGAGGAAACUAUCUGCAGUACCUGAACCAACAGCAUCUAGUUCGUCUCGUACAAUAGCAAGUCAUGAUUCAACAAGAGCUGAAGAGAUUAAGGAUGCAAAAUUAAUCUUUAAUCAAGCAUGGAAAAAUAUCGAGAAUCACUAUGGAAAAGAAAAUAUUCAUUUACCCAGAGAAUUUAUAUUUUUAAUGGGAGCACCUGGAUCUGGAAAAGGCACCCAUACCAACUCUAUAUUACGUGCACGUGGUAUUACUAACUCUCCUAUUACCGUCUCCCAAUUACUUCAAACACCUGAAUGUAAAGAGUUAAUAAAUCAAGGUCAAAUGAUAUCUGAUCGAUACCAUUGAAAUUAUUAUAUGAUCGUAUGACAGAACUGAGACGCGAGUUCUGGAACACAGACAAAAAGGAUCAAUUUCCGUAAUAUAUAUAUAUACAUAUUUAUAUAGUAAAUUAAUGUUAAACUUAUUAUCUCUAUUUAGUCGACCUGUAUUUCGUAUUUGUGUACUUUAUGUUGAUGAAGAGAUUUCAGUUCAAAGACAAAUAGCAAGAGGUAAAAUGAUUCGUGAACAUAACAUGAAUGUAAAGAAAACUGGGCAAGGUG